Messenger RNA from Hirundo rustica (Barn swallow), 8990 nucleotides. It is a transcript of the gene USPL1, whose product is annotated as ubiquitin specific peptidase like 1. NCBI's taxonomy places the organism in Eukaryota, Metazoa, Chordata, Aves, Passeriformes, Hirundinidae. The transcript is spliced from 8 exons. The record is from RefSeq and is a predicted model, not a curated record. Gene Ontology annotation, biological process: Cajal body organization; protein desumoylation. Bases 4133 to 7423 code for a protein of 1096 amino acids. Gene Ontology annotation, molecular function: SUMO binding. Gene Ontology annotation, cellular component: Cajal body.
CGGGUCCCGAAAUGCCGACUGAGUAUUUCAUGUCAGUAGCAGCGCGGGGGAGGGUGCGGGCCUUCCGCGCCUCGCUCGUCAGAGAUGCGCCCCGGGAGUACCGCGUGUGUGUCCGCACUCGUCCGCCCCUGGAGCGGUUUUCUAGUAGUCGGCGAUUAACUCUGUGAACGCCUUUUUUCUUCUGCAGUCUUUCCGUAGCGUGCGGACCACUCUGGAUGUGGAAUAGGAGCGCAGGAGGCAGUUUACCCAUAGGUUUAUCUGAAAAAGCCGAGCACGUUUCGGUGUGGGAGGGCAGCAGCCGCUCGCUGGGCCGGCCCUGCCCUGACGGCUGGUUAGGUGACAUCCACACCCCCCCGUGCCUCUCAUUUCCACUGCCUUGGGACACAGAUCGCCUGCCUUCCCGAAAUGUUGCCUCUUAGCUACGGCUAUAAUAAACUGCACUAGUUUAGGGUGUGUUUUUCCUACACUCGCAUUUUUGCUUCAGAAGGACUGAAUGAUGCGCCAGCAAAACAUAGUCCCCAUCCCUUGUCAUACACCGAUAAAAACAUUUAAUGUGUGGAGAUCUCAGAGAAGUCUGCCGGUAGAAAAAAACUCUUAGAACCGCAGAGUAGUGAUGUUGCACGUUGGUUCAUUUUGCAGUGUCAUCAGCUUUAUCUCUAUUUGCUUAGUCUAUGUUGGGCUAUUUUCAGGAAAGGAAUUCAUGCUUGCUCCCACACCACGGAACCUUGCAGCUCUGCCCAGUACUUACAGACUGUGCUGGAGAGAGAGCUGCUUUCUCACGGAAACAGUGUUACUGCAGCAUGUAACAAAAUGUAUUUUGUAGCCAAAACUGUCAAUUUUUGAGUGGUGGGCCGAGAUUUAGUUAUUUGGAGUUACAACCUCGCAUUAAGAAAAACCAUAAUACUCUGAUUUCUUAUUGUGUAAAGAAUGGAAAGCUAACUAACAACACUUUUUUUCUUCAUAUUUGCUUCUUUUAAUGUUUUCAAUAUGCUCUUGAUGGAGGAAACAAGACUUGUAAGGUGAUUUACAAAAACGUUAUUUUUAAAUGUCCUUUUAGCCUUAAAACAAGGAGAUACUCUCUUCACUGUAGUGUAAUCACUGUUGUUGCCUGCUUUUUGCAGUUUGUAACAGAUUCUAAUUCAUAAGGUACUGUUUCACAAGGUACAGUUAUCAAAAAGGCCCAGGUCACUUUUUCCAUAGAAGUGUUUGAUGUGAUCGUUUGGGCUGGAAGGGGCCUUUAGAGAUCAUUUAGUUCCAACCCCCCUGCUGUGGGCAGGGACACCUUCCACUUGACCAGGUUCUUCUAAGCUCUUAUCCCACAUGACCUUGAGCAUUUCCAAUGAUGAGACAUCCAGAGCUUCCUUGAGCAACCUCUCCCAGUGUCUCACCAUCCUGAUUGUAGAGAAAUUCUUCCUUUAAUCCAAUCUAAAUCUGCCCUCUUUAAUUUUAAAACCACUGCACAUGGUACUGUCACUACAGAUCCCAGUCUCUAUCUCUUCCUCAUAAGCCUUUUUUAAGUACUGAAAGGCUGCAGUAAGAGAGAGCCCUUCUCCCCAGAGCCUGCUCUUCUCCAGGCUGAACAAUCCCAGCUCUCACAGUCUUUCUUCGUAGGAGAGGCACUCUGGACUCGCUCCAGCAAGUCCACAUCAUUACUCAGUUCCCAGCAGUUCAGCUGGGAUGUCACCAGAGCAGACUGGAGGGGCAGAAUCUGGAUCCCACAGUCUGUGUCUCUUUGCUGAAGAUAAUAAACAGUAUUGGCCCCAGUUUGGGCCCUUGAGGGGCGCCACUGGUUUGUGCUUGAUAAGCUGAGCUGAAGCUGUUUGGAUGUGGCCAUGCAGCCAGUUCCUUAGGCAUUUAACAGUUCUAUUUCAAGCCCGUAUGAUUCUAAUCCGUCAUCUUCUCCCUGUUUUCUAUCUUCUGCCCUGCCUAGGUCAUUGGAGUGAAAUUAAGGUCAAUUAAAUUAAGGCAAAUUUAAUUCCCUGGAAUAGCAGAAAAACUUGUGCUUUACUAAGUUUUCUGCUGUUUUGUGAGUUCAUUUAGCUCAUAAAAAGUCUGAUAAGGACUGAGCUUUCAGGGAAAGUGGGGGGGAAGGGAAAUAAAAGAGAAGAGCGAUGCCCCUAUUCUGCAGGAGCGAGCUGUUAGAUCCACUCUACUCAAGAAAGUAUAGCCACAGCAUAAUGGAUAAUCAAGUCACAUCCAUAGCAUAUUUUGCAUUACAUUUUUCAAUAUUCAGACUUAAAGAAGGAAAGUAGCAUUAAUUGUUUAGAACAUGACCUAGUAAUAAGGUUGAGCGUGCGUUCCUGUGUACUUUCCCAUUUGUAAUGCAGUUAUUGCAGGUGGCCACAAUGCAGUAGUUCAGUUGUUGCAGUACUUGAUGCAGCACUUUUACUUGGCUGUUUUUCUUGGCGCUGUUGGUCUGAUGCCCAAUGUUUCUACAUUGUGCAAAGAUCACCAAUACCUUCCUAUAAUGUUAGAAACUUUGAAGAGUACAGGCAGGCCUCUUGGUACCACUCUGCAUAUCUAGUACUGGCAGACCCAUUUUAUUUGCUUGCUGUGUUUGUCUUUGAACUAAAAGGAUAAUUAAUUUUUUUAAAAUGUACAAUAUUUGUAAGAGAAGUAAAAGUCUUUAUUUCAAUAUUGUGGUACUAUUGCUUGGGUGAUUAUAGCUGGAGGAGGUAUUGUACAUCUCAGGACAUCUCAUACAUCUCAGGACAUCUCAUACAUCUCAGUAUUUAAGCUUUAAAAAGAACAGAAGUAACAGAAACUAUGCACAACCAGAAAAAAACCAAACUUGCUUUCCUUUUGAGAGAGCUGUUAGGGUAAACAGGGCCUUGCAAAGAAAUAAUUACGUUUUAUAAAACCAAGGGGCAUGCUUAAAAUGGAAUAACCUGCAGGUUCUUAAUGUUACUAACCUUUUGAGUGUGUGUUGAAUUUUUGUGGUGAGAAAUUUCUCAGGAAUUUUGCUUCCUGCCAAGGAAUUGACUAGAAGGCCCUUGAAAAAUAGUUAUGUAUUAGUAUGAUAUAUCCUAUGAUAAAUGUUAUCUGUACAACUUGUAUAAAACAAGUCAACUUCCUGGCUAGACUAGAUACGCAAAAACAGAGUUGAGUUGCAGCGUGAUAGUGCUGUUGCUGCUGUGUGAAAAGUCGGGGUGCUUGUCUUUCCUUUAUACUCCAACAAGCUUGUAUACCUUGAGCUAGUUCAUUAAUUUUCACCUUGCAUGAGCUCUGGAUUGUGCUAUUUCUUGCACAGCCUACAACACUGCUUUGAGAGCUAAACGCACUCUAAGGCACAUGGAUUGAUAUUUUUAUGUUCUUGCCUUCUAUUACAACCAUUAGUUUCAUCAGUCAGGGAAUACUGUCCCUACAUGCUGCAGCCUGAUAAUUCUGAAAAGUGCUGCUGGACACACUGAAAAUAUCAACAGGAUAUCACCUCAUUUUGACCCACUCUUAAGUUGCCCUGGGGGUCUGAAUUGAAAUCUGUGGUUGUGUGGUGGUUGUGUUUUUCUGUUGUGCUUUUUUAAUUCAUGCUCUGUUGGUUUUUAGCGUUCCAUGCAGUUCUGUAGGUUCUCUCCUUGCCAAAUAUUAUAAGUAGGUUUAGGUUGAACUAGUAUUUACGCUGGUCUCAAGAAUGCCUGGAGAUUUUUUAUUUUUUUUUUUGGUAAGGAGUUAUUGCUGUACUGUAUUAAAGGGUUGAAAGGACAUCAUGGUGUGGGAGAGAAUGUUUUUCAGUGAAGUAAUGCAAAGGUAGCAGUUGUGGCUGAAGGAAAGAUACUGCAUUGAUGACUUUGUAAAUCAACAACUUCCUCAUGCAUCUUGAAGAAAUAGACACUUAUUCUAGUUAGAUUCAAGUCAACAGGAGCGGGAUUGGGUCCCUGUGGUUCUUAAUUUAAAGUUUUGAGUUCACAGUCUGCACUACAACAAAAACCAGUAUUUUCAGUUUAGAAAAUACUCUUCUGAAUUAAUUUCCACAAAUUAUGCAAGCUGCAUUGUUGUUGGUACUUUUUUUUCCCCCAAACUUCAGUCUAAUUUUUCUUUAAUUGUUUUAUUCACUUCUUAUUUUUCAGGAGUCUUUGAAAAAUCCUUAGUGGUCAUGACAUUGUUACAAGUGACAUAAAUUAGCCAGUGGCUCAGAAUGAUGGAUACCCAGAAGACUACAAAUGGUUUGCAAGUGGUUGGAGAAGGGACUGGUAUAGGGAAAUCGACACUCCACAGGGUGGGGUAUUUGGGAAAAAACUGUAAUCCCGCGGAAACAACUGCACAUGAGUAUUGUCCAGUCUGCAAAGAGAAGGGUCAGAUCCAAGGUUUACGCACUUACCGCCUUAAUUUUCAGGAGUCCAUUUUUCUUUGUGAAAAUCCUCAGUGUAUCUACCCACUUGGUUAUAAACCACUAAACAGCAUAAUUACUUCAACUGGUUCAGAAAAUCAUCAGGUUCCAUCUACUCCCAAGAAAAGGAAAUUGGGUGAUACCAGUGACUUUUCUGCUGUUGAAUCGGAUCCAAAAAAAGCAAGAACUAGCAAUGUGCUCAAUGUUGAGCACACCAUUAAUGCAGACUCCAUUGUGAAAGGCUACCAGAAUAGUUCGUGUAUUCCCAAGGCAAGCCUGCAUGAUGUGUUACAAAAUGACCAGCAAAACCCUGGCAACCAUGUGGGGUCCUGCAUGGAGAAGGUGGAUUUUGAAACAACUCCCACGACCAGCAACUACCAAGAAAGUCCACCAAAGACUUCUAGUCUCACGACACUACUUUUGCCAAAUUCUGAGCUUUUAUCAACAGCAUCUGAAGUUUCACUUAAAGAGAAUAAAGGUUCCAAUAAUAAGAGAGAUUUGUGUCUUCAGUGGAGAAACGUACAUAACCUCUCUUGGUUAGACUGUAUUUUGUCAGCACUGGUACACUUAGAAACAUUAAAAUCUGCUCUAGCAGAAGAAUAUAAUGAUGGAAAAUGUUUACUCCAGGAACUCGUUACAAAGUAUAAUCAAGCAUCUGUUCUUCUGAGUUCCUGUAAAAGGGGUAAAGUAAAAGAUGUUCUUCCAAAAGCAGAAUCUCAGCUCAAUGAAAUCAGAAACGUAAUGUUUACAGAACUUCAGCCUCGGCUGAGGUGUGAAUUGGGUAAUGUGGAGAAUCCAGUGUUUGCACUUCAGCUACUCUUACAAGUGGAUCAACAAGCUGCGAAUCUAUUCUUGCAUUCAUUUUCCUGGAAGUCUGAAUGUGUACAUUGUGGCCACAAAUAUCAGGACCGAUUGAAGAAAACAAUAACAACAUUUACAAGUGUAAUCCCUGAUUGGCAUCCACUUAAUGCUGCUCAUAUUGGACCAUGUAAUAACUGUGGUAAUACAUCUCAAAGACGACAGAUGAUCUUGGAAAAACUACCCUCAAUAUUAAUGUUAAAUUUUGUGGAAGGCUUGCCACAUAACAACCUGGAGAAAUAUUCAUUUCAAUUUGAGGAAGACACCUACCAAAUAACAUCUGUUGUUCAGUACCAAACAGAUAAGAAGCAUUUCAUCAGCUGGUCUUUGAAUCCUGAUGGAACUUGGCUUGAGUGUGAUGAUUUAAAGGGUCCAUAUUGCAAGAGACAUGAAAGAUUUGAAGUCCCUCCUUCAGAGAUUCAUAUUGUUAUCUGGGAAAAGAAAGCAUCCCAUGUGCCAGAAGAACUGAAUUCACAGUUCCAAAGUAAAAAUAGUGAAGAUUUUCCUCUUAAUAAUGUAAAUUCAAAUUCCACAGUGUUGCAUUGUGGUUUUGAUAACACUGUCAGCAAAACACCUGCAGAACACCACAAAGAAGACUCUGUGAGGACUCCAGAGAAGAAACAGCAGCAAGUAGCUGAGAACCAAGGUAUUGUUCAUCAUGGUUUAGAAAAUCUGGCAGACGGUGAUCUUGUAACACUGAUGCUUGAAGAAGUUCCAGUUGACUCAGAAGAUAAAUUGCUGCCUAACGGAUGGAUGAUGGGAGAUAACCUUCUUGAUGGAUGGGGCACACCACAACAGCAGGAACCAGCUUUUUCACUUAGCACUCCCUAUACAGGAGAGUUUGCUGGAACUAGUCUAGCUAUGAACAAUAAAUCCAUGUUACAUGAAGAUUCCAGUAUUUGCUUACCUCUAGAAGAGUUGAACCUAUUAAAUAUUACUCCUCCUGUGCCCAAAAAACACGACCCUGAUUCAUCUGACUCAUGGCCUUCUCAGUUAAAUGGGGGAAAUAAUUUAGCUAACAGAAAACAUGGAUUAAAUUCAGAACUACUGCUAAACAAUAAUUUUUUAGCAGUAGAAAAUACUACACAAAAAUCACCUAACAUGAAAGAUGCAAGCAAAACUGUAGUUAAUUCUAAAGCUGGCAGUUCUUCUGAUGCCGGUAAUUCAGUUCCGCCCUCACACAAAGACCGAAAAGGAGGAUUUGUAGGAACCUGGGUAAAGAAAUUAUUAAGCAAGAAUACUUCUUUUAUGCCUUCAAGUGCCUCAGCUCUCAAGAACGAGAGAAGCUGCCAAACUCCCUCAGCGCAAAAAAUAAGUGAAGUUCGGCUGCCAAUUAAGGGUGCAAGUAAUUUCGGUGGAUUUCAAAGCACGGGUACAAAGAAAAUAACUGAGACCCCAAAGUUACAGGCUCCUCAGAGUAAUAAUACUCCUCCUUUAUCAAAUUUCAAAGGAUUUUCUCAAAGUACUUGUCUUCCAACAGCAAAUCAUACCACUAUUUUAGGUCCAACUUGGACUAAGUCAGAAAGUACAUUGGGUUCCUCAGGUAAAGUGACUCAGUUCUCUUCACCUGGCUAUAACUCCGGUAAGACAGAAGAGUCAGACAGUGACAAAACAAAAAAACUUCGCCUGAAAUUGUUAAAAAAACUUAAUGCUAAAAAGAAGAAGUUGGCUUCACUGGAUAGAUUAGUGGAACAGAUGAAACAGGAAAAACCUGUGAGUGGAGACAUAAGCAUCCCAUCGCAGACUGAAUCUCAAAAUGACAGUGAAUUAUUGCAGAGCUUUUUAAGGGAGCUGCAGUAUCAGAUUGAUGUCACAGGUAAUGAAUCUGCAUUUAAUGCAAACGCUGUGCCAGGGUGCACUGGCCGUGAUAGUACUGAUGAAAUAUUGGCGGAAUUGCUGUCCCCCGCUCCGACGGUCGCUCCCUUGGAGGCUCUGAAGAGCCAGGACGAGUGUAUGUACAUGGAAAUGGUGCACAGCAGCGUGGCAACGACCGUGACCCAGGAGAACAGCAGUGCGCCACAGGCAGCGGUGACAACUGAGGACCACAAUUACUACAGUCCUGUGAAGGACACUAAUUCAGAGCUUGAUGCAAUAAACAAACAGUGUGUGAAAAAAAUUGCUUUUGAAAGUCCUACGAGAAAUGAUAUCCUCGAAGACCUGUUCUCGAUUUCAGCGCCAAGCUCAAUGGCAGAUGACAUAGACUUACCUCAUUUUGAUGAAACUCUGUUUGAAACUUGGUAAAUGCUCAGUUUCUUGGGGGUUUUUUCAGUAUUAUGUAUAUUUUGAAACAAAGCACUACUAAAUUAUAUUUUAUAACUAGUUUAAUUGCACACUGGCUGUACUUUAACAAUUUACAUGUGAGGUAUUUUUUUUCUUAAUAUUUUAUUGUAACAAGCAAAUCAGGGUUCAAUGAAUUUUAUUUUUCUGAAAAGCUUUUUUUUUGGCUGUCAGAUAUGAUGAUGAUUUUUAAUUAAAAGCUCCUAUGAGUCUUAAUUUUUGCUGCUUUUAAUACAAAAAACUUCCAUACUUUAGUGAGUUUGAAAAAUAAUUAAGUUCUGUAGUCUUGAUGAUGUAAGAAAUAUUAAUUAUGUAGUAGUGAUUUUACAGAACCACUCAACUCCUGAAGUUAUUUUGUCCAACUUUUUUUUAAAAAAAAUAAUUAAAAAUUACCUUCUGUAAUUAGGGAAUUUUGCAUCCUCUGAUAUGAAGAUCAUUUGUAACAUAAACUUGAGGCUGGCAUUCAGCUCCUUACCAAAUUACUGUUCUACAAGCUCAUGCUGAUGUAUACACACCCCUUGGACACAAGAAAAGAUGGAUACAUGGCAGAAAUUUUCCUGUUUAAAGUUAUAGCACCUACUGAGUUUUUAUCCUGGGCAACUGCAAAUAUAACGUGGUGGAAUAUCUUCUGAGCCAGGUUAUUUUUUUAAGUAGAAUUAGUGAGAUUCGGUCCAGCGUUUGCAUCACUAAGAAUGAAUAUCAGAUGUAUGCGUUAGUUUUUCAUAGCUGCAAAAACAUUUAAUAAAAGAAAGGUUUCUUAGAAACAAUUUAACUGUAAGUUAAUGCCUAUUACUGUUGUCACUUGGAGUUUUUCAUGACUCAGGCAGUGCACCCCUGACCAUAUGUGAGAUGCCAAGGAGAGGCAAGGUCAGUAAGAAGAAAGUAAUGGAAAAAUGUGGCAGUGAGUAAGCAGAGGGAUUCACACCUUUCUGGAUUUGUAUAGCUUUCAUUUUGCUAAAUUGGAGUCUUUUUAAAAUGCAUAGACACAAAGCUGAGGGUAUUAUAUGCCAAGUUAGAUUAGCUGUAAGGUUUUUUUUGUUCUUGGAAAUAAGAAGGAUUUUAUCAGCAGAUCUUUAUAUCAGACAUUUUUAGAGGUGUUCUGCAUUUUUUCAUUGUUUUAGAUCCCAAGUUCAAAACAUUAAAUACUCGGUCUUACUUUUCCAGUAGAUGCAGUUGAACAUAAUGCUAUUACAAAGCAUGGCUACAGAUUCUAAUGGUUUUGAAUUGUUUGGACUAGGUUUAAAAAGUGUUUGAAAAACUAUCAGUGGCCCUGAACUUGCCGUGUCAACUUAUUUCUGCUGCAAUUGGGUAUAUGGUUAUCAAAUUGGCACUUCCGGCAGUGAACGUUUUCAUUUCUGAAAUUUAAGUUAUUGUGAAGAACUUGAGCUUCUCCUUUGUUUUAAAUAGUGUGGUAGUGUUACAAUAGAAAACAAAAUGAAUGGAUUCUGAAUGUUAGGGGAUGAUGUACUACUUGUAAAAUGUUUGCCCAUUUGUGAAUUCCCUAAUUAAACAAAAAAAAAGCUGACCAAAA